CAUAUUUCAAUUGUCAAAAAGUAAAAAAUACUCCACAAGUAUAAAACACCUAUCUAUUUUAUUUUUCCUUUUUGUUUUUUUUUCAGUAUCUGCACAAUUAUUUGUUCUUUCUCCCUCCAAUUUCGCGUGGAUCUCAAUAGAAUUUACCCCCAACUUUUCUUUCACGCGCAUUGUUUUUUCUAUCCAAAUCUCUCCUCAGAUCACCGGCACCGUUCCAUUUUUUCCACCUAUAUUGUAAUCGAUCCUAAAUUCUUAACAGUAGAAAGAUCUAGGGUUAGAAGCUGAUUCCACAGCUGUUUCAAGCACAUUCGUUUCAUUUCGAUACAGAAUCCAAUUGAUGCACGCGGUUUCGAUUCAAAGGCGUUGAAAUUCAGCCAAUCCAGGUUUCGUUUUGUUCUCCGUGAGGUUAGCUCGGUUUGUGAAUGACAGAUACGGAUACGGUUUUGGUUUAGAUGACGAGCAUGGAGGUCGUUAGCGAUGCGGCGUCGUUGGAGGUCGAUUUGUUGCAGCUCCCUGAGGUGUCCGCUCUGGCACUCAAGUCUAACCUCAGCUUUGUCGAGACGCUCUUCGAGCAGUGGUUGUCGCUUCCUGAAAGCAAUCGUCUGGUAACAUCGCUGCUAAAUGAAGCUAAGUCAGGUGCUCCCUUGAAUGUCCCAGGGAAUUGCUCUAGUCCAAAUGCUGCAAGCAAUUCUUUGCCCUCCAUGUUUCCUGCAGGCACUGCACCACCUCUUUCCCCAAGAAGUGUAUCGGGCUCCCCUCGCAUAGUGAAACAGAGAGUUGGCCCUUCUAAUUUGAGUUCUCCUUUGAAGGUUGUCAGUGAGCCAGUUAAAGAACUGAUACCUCAGUUCUACUUUCAAUAUGGACGUCCUCCUCCAAAUGAACUGAAAGAGCAAUGCUUGAUUAGAAUUGACCAUUUAUUCCAUGAUCACCCAGAUGGGCUGCACAUACAUGAAUUCAAGUCACUCACUAAGGAAGUGUGCAAGCUGCCAUCUUUUUUUUCCACAUCUCUUUUCAGAAAGAUUGAUAAUGGAACUGGUGUUGUGACAAGGAAAGCAUUUAUUGAUUAUUGGAUUAAUGGAAACAUGUUGACAAAGGAUAUAGCAACCCAAGUAUACACAAUUUUAAAGCAACCACAGCUCAAUUACCUUACUCAGGAUGAUUUUAAACCUGUGCUUCGUGAGCUUUUGGCAACACAUCCAGGGCUGGAAUUCCUGCAGAGCACCCCUGAGUUUCAAGAGAGAUAUGCUGAAACUGUCAUAUACCGAAUAUAUUACUACGUUAAUAGAUCAGGAAAUGGUCAUCUUACGCUGAGGGAGCUGAAGCGUGGAAACAUAAUUGAUGCAAUGCAGCAUGCUGAUGAAGAAGAGGACAUAAACAAGGUUUUGAGGUACUUCUCUUAUGAGCAUUUUUAUGUCAUAUACUGCAAGUUUUGGGAGCUGGAUUCAGAUCAUGAUUUCUUGAUAGACAAAGAGAACCUUAUCAGAUAUGGUAACCAUGCUCUCACCUAUCGAAUUGUCGAUAGAAUAUUUUCUCAGGUUCCUAGAAGGUUUACUAGUAAGGUUGAGGGAAAGAUGGGUUAUGAAGAUUUUGUUUACUUCAUACUGUCAGAAGAGGAUAAAUCAUCUGAGCCAAGUCUUGAGUAUUGGUUCAAGUGCAUCGAUUUGGAUGGGAAUGGAGUUCUGACACGGAAUGAAUUGCAAUUCUUUUAUGAGGAGCAAUUGCAUCGUAUGGAAUGUAUGGCCCAAGAACCUGUGCUUUUUGAGGAUAUACUGUGCCAAAUCAUUGAUAUGAUUGGACCUGAGAAUGAGAGCUAUAUAACUCUGCGUGACCUGAAAGGCGGUAGACUGUCGGGAAGUGUUUUCAAUAUCCUGUUUAAUCUAAAUAAGUUCAUGGCCUUUGAAACUCGUGACCCAUUUUUGAUUCGUCAGGUGCUUGACUAUUUGAUAGAAGUUAUUGGGCUUUUGAUUCAGUAUGAUUGGUUAUUGUUGGUGAGUUUGACUGUCUUGGUGGUAUUUGUCUUGUGUGAACAGGAACGUGAAAAUCCUACAUUGACAGAGUGGGAUCGCUUUGCUCAUAGAGAAUAUAUUAGGCUUUCAAUGGAAGAAGAUGUCGAGGAUGCCUCUAACGGAAGUGCAGAAGUUUGGGAUGAAUCCCUUGAGGCUCCAUUCUGACAUCAUUUAUUGUAUGAAAAGAUAUUAACGCCCCGAAACCGAAUGGACUGGCCAUUGUUCAGAGACAUGAUUCAGGAUCAGCUUUGAACGCCAACUUUGCCCCAGCAAGGGGAAAAUUCCAAGCUUAGCUAUGGAAUGUUUUGAGCAAACAACAGCAGCGAUGUUCAUACCUGCUGGUAGUGACAUUCAUUGGGCCAUUAUCAUGGAAGUUUUGUCGCUUGUACCAAUGUUCAUGUAGAGUGAGGACAUUUACUAAGAUGUGAUUAGCCAAGUUGAAUUAAAUUGACAUCAUUGAGACACUUACCAUAAGUAGCGAGAUUUUCUGAUGGAUUUUUUCUUUGUUUUUUACGAUCGAGUCACUCUUGGCUUGGAUCUGAAGGAGUACAUCCUUGAUUUUUUGUCAUCUUUGGCUCAGGCCGUCUUUUACUGAAUUUCUUUUUUAUGUUAGGCUAAUUGAAAAUUUUAAAGAAAGUGUAAUGCUACACAUAAAAAUCU
Messenger RNA from Abrus precatorius (Indian licorice), 2666 nucleotides. Its product is annotated as probable serine/threonine protein phosphatase 2A regulatory subunit B''delta. Gene Ontology annotation, cellular component: protein phosphatase type 2A complex. Gene Ontology annotation, molecular function: calcium ion binding; protein phosphatase regulator activity. Gene Ontology annotation, biological process: protein dephosphorylation. Lineage: Eukaryota; Viridiplantae; Streptophyta; Magnoliopsida; Fabales; Fabaceae. Bases 453 to 2171 code for a protein of 572 amino acids. The transcript has 12 exons. The record is from RefSeq and is a predicted model, not a curated record.